Messenger RNA from Striga hermonthica, 1104 nucleotides. NCBI's taxonomy places the organism in Eukaryota, Viridiplantae, Streptophyta, Magnoliopsida, Lamiales, Orobanchaceae. The record is from the annotation of a GenBank genome assembly.
AUGGACGAGGCUUCUGUCAACGGCGAACAUCCUCCGCUCUUUACCGCUAUGACGGAGUACGUCGGCCGAACCGGCCGCGUCCUACCGGGAGACAAGCCUCUGCAGCCGGCUUUCGGGAUGGAAUUCGAGUCGUACGAGGACGUUUACUUCUUCUACAACUGCUACGCGAGGCAUUCAUACAAGUCACAUUGGGCCGUGGGUGUCGGGAGCAAGAGGCCCGUGGCAGAGAACGGUGGUGGGAAAAUCAGGCUGUUUAGGACAGUGGUCGUUGAUGAGGUAGAUGCUAGGGUUUUGGAUUUGGAUGAGGCUGGAAUCGGGGCUAAAUUGAGCCUCGAAAAGGGUUACGCUCGAGAAAUGGUCGAUUUUUUCACGAGGAUGCAGUUGGGUGACCCUAGUUUCUUUUACGUCAUGGAUGUUAAUGGGAGGGGAUGCUCGAUGAAUGUGUUCUGGGCCGAAGGGAAGUGUAGAGCUGCAUAUGGAUAUUUUGGUGACGUUGUAUUUAUUGAUGCAAAAGCUUUGGUAGGAAGAUACAAGAUUCCGCUUGUGGUUUUUACGGGUGUGAAUCAUCACGGGCAGACUUUACCGUUAGGUUGUGGUUUGGUUUUGGGGCAAACUGUGGAUUCUUUUGUGUGGCUGCUCAGGGCAUGGCUCACGUAUAUGGUGGGCCGCACGCCCAAAACGGUCAUUACAAGUUGGUUUGAAUUCUUGCAAGCUGCUGUUGCCGAAGUUCUUCCUCGGGCUUUCCAUUGUCUUGAUUUGAGAAAUAUUGUGGAUAUGGUUUUAAGCGAAUUCAAAGUGUUUGAGGAGUUUGAUGCAAUUAGGAAGGCUUUUACUGGAGCAGUAUUCCACUCUUUGUGUGAGAACGAGUUUGAAGCGGCUUGGGAAGAAAUGGUGCAGAGACAUGGACUCUCGAGUUGUGACUCAAUAAAAGCAUUGUAUGAAGAGCGCAAGCGGUGGGCCCCAGUCUAUCUGAAGGAGGUUUUCCUUGCCGUCAUGUUUCCUGUGAAAAAAAAAGGAGCUGUUGAUUUCACCUUUCGAGAGAUGCUUGAGCCCGGAUACUUCCCUCCAAGAAUUUCUUGGCAGUUACGAGCGUGCUAUAUCUGA